Melitaea cinxia (Glanville fritillary) is the source of this 678-nucleotide messenger RNA. RefSeq lists its product as uncharacterized. The transcript has a single exon. Bases 1 to 678 code for a protein of 225 amino acids. The record is from RefSeq and is a predicted model, not a curated record. Lineage: Eukaryota; Metazoa; Arthropoda; Insecta; Lepidoptera; Nymphalidae.
AUGCGACUUCAAGGAGGGAAACGCCAGGGGCGGUCAAUAAUAGCGACUGCUGACUGCCCAUCCUCUGCUACUGGUCGCCUAUUUCUCACGGAUCGAGUUUCGAAGGUGCAGUUUUUGAUCGAUACAGGAAGUGAUCUAAGUGUCUACCCUUGGUCCCUUCUUCGAUAUCGUCGUGCCAAAACGAACUACAAUCUGUGUGCUGCAAAUGGUUCUAUCAUAGCUACAUAUGGUUUUGUACACUUUAAUCUGGACUUUGGCUUGCGAAGAUUGUUUAGUUGGCGAUUUGUUAUAGCCGAUGUAACUAAACCUAUAAUAGGCGUAGAUUUUUUGAACUUUUAUGGUCUCAUUGUUGAUUGUCGUAACAAACGCUUGUUAGAUAGAGUAACUUCCAUUUCAUCCACAGCCAAAGUCGUAAGUUGUAGUAAUAUAGCCUCUGUCAAAAUCUUGACCGGUGAGACUCGGUAUCACAAAAUUCUUGAGGAAUUUCCCGAAAUCACCCGUCCAAAUGGUAUACAUCGUGACAUUAAACACAAUACUGUACACCAUAUUCGCACCACUCCAGGCCCUCCAGUAUCUUGUACUCCACGUAGAUUAGCACCCGAUAAACUCAAAAUUGCUCAACAGGAGUUCGAAGCUAUGCUUGCUCACGGGACGAGAUACAACGCCCGUCUAGUUUGA